Messenger RNA from Spea bombifrons (plains spadefoot toad), 1859 nucleotides. RefSeq names its product solute carrier family 22 member 20-like. The transcript has 10 exons. Gene Ontology annotation, cellular component: membrane. Bases 111 to 1766 code for a protein of 551 amino acids. Gene Ontology annotation, molecular function: transmembrane transporter activity. Gene Ontology annotation, biological process: transmembrane transport. The record is from RefSeq and is a predicted model, not a curated record. NCBI's taxonomy places the organism in Eukaryota, Metazoa, Chordata, Amphibia, Anura, Pelobatidae.
GUCAUACAUUAAUCCCCAUUUAUUCAUACACUGUGAAUAUUUGUACAAAGCAAGGUAAGUCUUGUUCUGGGUAUAGAGGAACAAUCCUGCUGAUUUAAACUGUACCCAAAAUGAGUUUCAAUGAUCUUUUGGUAAAUAUUGGAGGAGUGAAUCGUUUUCAAAUACUCAAUACUGUGAUGCUGCUGCUUCCCAUGCUAUUGAUGGCGUGCCACAACUUUCUUCAAAAUUUUACUGCUGCCAUUCCAACCCACCGUUGCAAGCUUCCUCUACUGGACAAUGCUACAAUGGAAUAUGACAUAAUGAUCUUCAUACCAACGGAUGAGCAUCAGAAGCCCAAGAGCUGUCUGCGUUAUAAAGAAGUCCAGUUUGAUGUCUGGUCAAACACUACAACCUACAACAACACAGAACCUUGUGUAGAUGGAUGGGUCUAUGAUAAUAGCGUCUUCUCUUCUACCAUUGUCACAGAGUGGAACCUGGUCUGUAACUUUCGCAAAAUGAGGCAGAUAGCUCAGUCAAUAUAUAUGGCUGGAGUCUUGGUUGGAGCUGUACUGCUCGGGUCUUUGUCUGACAGGUUUGGAAGAAAGGCCCUCCUGAUUGGUUCUUAUCUACUGAUGGCUGUGUCGGGUACCUGUGUUGCCUUCCUUCCCAGCUUUGUGAAUUAUUGUGUCUUCCGAUGCCUCUGUGGAAUAGCUUUCUCUGGAAUUGUUCUGAAUACCAUCUCCCUGAUUUUAGAAUGGACCCCGCCCAACGGGCGAACUGUGAUGGGGACACUCUUUGCAUACAGCUUUACUACAGGGCAAUUGCUGCUAGCAGGACUGGCAUUUGCAAUCCGAGACUGGAGAUGGCUGCAGUUCACAGUGUCUGUCCCAUAUUAUCUCUUCUUUCUGUGCUCAUGGUUUGUACCAGAAUCUGCUCGUUGGUUGAUACUCAAGGGCCGGACACAUCAGGCUCUGAAGGACCUACAGAGAGUAGCAAGAAUAAAUGGCAAGAAGGAAGAGGGAGACAAAUUAACCGAGAAGGUUCUAAUGUCUCACAUGCAGUCUGAGAUGAAGCAAGUUAAAGGUUUCCAUUCACCAGUGGAUCUUUUUUGCACACCAGGCAUGCGUAGAGUAACUAUCUGUCUCAUGCUCGUAUGGUUUUCUACAAGUCUUGCAUUUUAUGGAGUUGGUAUGGACCUGCAAAAAUUUGAUAUGAGCAUUUUCCUGCUCCAGUUAGUCUUUGGAGCCAUUGAUAUACCUGCAAAACUGGUGGCUGCUCUUUUAAUGAGCUCCCUUGGUCGAAGAAUGACACAAUGUGCAACACUGAUGGUGGCUGGGUUGAUGUUAUUGUCAAAUGCAUUUGUACCACAAGACAUGAGAAUUCUGCGUAUCAUUCUGGCCGUGAUUGGGAAAGGUUGCCUGGGAGGAUCUUUCGCUUGUGCUUAUUUGUUCUCCGGAGAACUAUUUCCCACAGUGGUCAGGCAGACUGGAAUGGGAUUUGUUGCUAUGAAUGCCCGGCUAGGUUCCAUGGUUGCUCCUUUGGUUCUGAUGCUAUGGGAGGUAUCACCCAUCCUCCCCCCUGCUAUUUAUGGAGUUGCUGCCAUGAUAUCUGGAACUGCAGCCAUAUUCCUGACUGAAACUCACAAUAGACAGCUGCCAGAUACUGUGGAGGAAAUAGAGGCCAGAUUCCAAGGUAAAGAAAUAAACAAGGUGAUCCCAAAAGAAGAAAUUAUGUUGAAACCGUGUCAGCCAGAACUUACAAGCAGACUUCUUCCAGAUACGCUAUAAUCCCUUCUCAAGAAUUUAAAAGAAAGAAAAAUAUAACCACAUAUUAACAAUCAGAAGACCUUGUGAAGAAUCUUAUAGAAAAUGGAACAGUGC